Molecule: messenger RNA, 1017 nt
Organism: Fusarium keratoplasticum
Lineage: Eukaryota; Fungi; Ascomycota; Sordariomycetes; Hypocreales; Nectriaceae
Exons: 3
Coding region: 1-1017 (338 amino acids)
Source: RefSeq, a predicted model, not a curated record
AUGCAAGCCGAGCAAGCCGGGCCCUUGAUGAGCGGGCAAACAGUUGUGCUCCAAAAGAGAGGCCGCGGUAGACGACCCAAGGGCCAUGUCCCGAGCAGACAAGAACAGUCACAUACUGGCAGGGUCCAAUUCAUCAACACGAUCCCAGGCAAUGGGCUUGGCAGCACAAGCAACAUAAGGCUCAUCAGGUCUCAUGCAGCCAAGCAUUCACGUGCCCUUCAACGCGAAACGACGCAGCGCCAGCGUUCGACGCCGAAAAUCGCUUUUCAAGAGGAUAUAAUAUCAGGUGAGGUUCGAAAUGACCAAGCGGUGGAGGAAGACAAUCACGAAGAGAUGUCACAAUUCGCUAUCAGUCUCGCAUCCAGGCAUCGCAGACUUGUUCCAAGACCACAAACGACGACAUUACAGAGAAGAACCAGAAGUCGUUCUCCAAGCCCGAUUCAGCUGGUUGGAGGUGCUCGCAAGGAUGCAUACCAAACAUUCGCCAGAUCAAUGUCAGAAGACGAGCACUAUCUGUUUGACUUUUACCUCAAUUAUGUCAUCGAAUACGGCUACAAGGCAUGCUAUCACAAAGAAGAUGAAAAGGUCUUCCAAGCGUCGAUGAGAGACGUCUGGGUUCCAUGGGCCAUGGGUCAACCAAGCUUGAUGGCUGCAAUAUUCCACGUAGCAUGCCGCAAUUAUGCCACCACAACAAACAACAGUAACUCGAAGAAGUACGCGGUGAAGAAACUCCAAUAUCGCCUCACGUGCUUGAAGAUGGCAAAAGAAGCAAUUUCUUCUCAGGCGGUGGCUAGUGAUACGACCAUUGCGCUGGCUCUGCUGAUGGCGUCCGAAUCUCACUUCGAAGGAGAUAUGGAUGCCUUCUUCGCCCACGGGAUAGGUAUCAUUAAGAUGGUUACUGCGCGGGGCGGACUUGAGACACUUGGUCUAUCUGGGUUCCUUACAAAGAGCGUUGGGUGGUCGAUAUACAGCCCAAGCAACUACUUAGUGUCAGGCCCUGGUGAACUGAGGGUGUAA